Molecule: messenger RNA, 3351 nt
Organism: Lethenteron reissneri (Far Eastern brook lamprey)
Lineage: Eukaryota; Metazoa; Chordata; Hyperoartia; Petromyzontiformes; Petromyzontidae
Gene: MAP3K7
Product: mitogen-activated protein kinase kinase kinase 7
Biological process (GO): immune response; positive regulation of canonical NF-kappaB signal transduction; protein phosphorylation
Molecular function (GO): MAP kinase kinase kinase activity; ATP binding; magnesium ion binding
Source: RefSeq, a predicted model, not a curated record
CCACCGUGUGCAUGGGAGCGGCGCAGAACAGCGGCGGUGGUGGUGGCGGUGACGGCAGUGGUGGUGGUGGUGACGGCAGUGGUUGGUGGUGGCGGUGACGGCAGUGGUGGUGGUGGUGACGGCAGUGGUGGUUGGUGGCGGUGGUGACGGCGGCAGUGGCGGUGGUUGCGGCGGCUCGGGACGACAACGAUCACAGCAAUCAGCCCGUCGCCACCCGAGGAGCGCCGUGGCUCUGCUGCCCUCAAUCUGGCUGGCGCCGGCUGAGGGAUGGCGACAGGGCCGAUGAGUGGCGACAUGGAGGCGACGCCGCCUGGGUUCGUGGAGGAGAUCGACUCCGAAGAGAUCAUCGUGGAGGAGGUGGUGGGAAGAGGAGCGUUUGGAGUGGUGUGCAAAGCCAAGUGGCGGGGCAUGGACGUGGCCAUCAAGCAGAUAGAAAGCGAGUCAGAAAGGAAGGCCUUCAUCGUGGAGCUGCGGCAGCUGUCGAGGGUCAACCAUCCCAACAUAGUGAGGCUGUACGGAGCCUGCCUGAAUCCCGUCUGUCUGGUGAUGGAGUAUGCUGAAGGAGGCUCCCUCUAUAAUGUGCUGCACGGAGCGGAGCCGCUGCCUUACUACACGGCGGCGCACGCCAUGCGCUGGUGCCUGCAGUGCGCGCAGGGCGUGGCCUACCUGCACUGCAUGAAGCCCAAGGCCCUCAUCCACCGUGACCUCAAACCACCCAAUUUGCUGCUCAUAUCUGGAGGGACGAUCUUAAAAAUCUGCGACUUCGGCACGGCCUGCGACAUCCAGACCCACAUGACAAACAACAAGGGCAGCGCUGCGUGGAUGGCCCCAGAGGUGUUUGAAGGCAGCAACUACAGCGAGAAGUGCGACGUGUUCAGCUGGGGCAUCAUCCUGUGGGAAGUCAUCACUCGCCGCAAGCCGUUUGACGAGAUUGGAGGCCCCGCGUUCCGCAUCAUGUGGGCUGUGCACAACGGAACCCGGCCCCCGCUCAUUAAAAACCUGCCCAAGCCGAUCGAGGGCCUCAUGACGCGAUGCUGGGACAAGGAGCCGGCACUCCGGCCGUCCAUGGAGGAGAUCGUGCGCAUUAUGAUACACCUCAUGAAGUACUUCCCGGGAGCGGAGGAGCCCCUGCAGUAUCCGAGCUACAGCUCCGACCUCAGCCAGAGCAACUCGGCCACGAGCACAGAGGUGAUGUCGACGAACACCAGCAACAAGAGCGAUGUCCAGGACCAGGAGAGCCUCCCGUUCACUCUGAGCGACACCGUGCGGCGCCUCGAGUCGAAGCUCAAGCAGAUCAAGGGCGAGGGCGGAGCGAAGCCGGGGCUGUCUCUGUCGCGUGGCUCCAGCGUCGAGUCCCUGGCGCACUCCCGCGCCGGAACGCCGGCCUUCGAGGGACACCGCCUGAGCGCCGACUUUAGCACCCUCACCGAGCUCGAGGGCAAGAUCCUGACGGGCGCCACAUCAGCAUCGAGGCACAAACGGGGCCACCGAAAGACUGCCUCAUUUGGUACCAUCCUGGAGGCCUCUAGCAUGGCACUCCCAGCAUCGGCGGAUCAGUGGCGGCGCUCGGUGCAAGACCUCCCUACGCUGGGGCCCGAUUCCAACCAGGGGAGCCGCAGCAGCAGCCGAUCGUCGAGCCCGGGCGUGCGCAUGAUCACAGGCGGCGUGGGGGCACGCAGCAUCCCCAACACGCCCGACGACUAUACAGACACCAUGGGCUCCGAUAACUCCAUCCCCAUGGCCUACCUCACCCUGGACCAUCAGCUGCAGCCUCUGGCUCCGUGCCCAACCUCCAAGGAGUCGAUGGCAGUCUUCCAGCAGCACUGCAAGAUGGCCCAGGAGUACCUCAAGGUGCAGACGGAGAUCGCCCUGCUGAUGCAGCGCAAGCAGGAGCUGGUGGCCGAGCUGGAACAGGACGAGAAGGAGCAGCAGAACGCGUCACGGCUCGUGCAGGAGUACAAGAAGCUGAUGGAGGAGACCAAGAGCCUCUCCAGCUACCAUCACAAGUGCAAGGCGCAGCUGGAGCGCAUCCGCGUGCAGCAGCAGCAGAAGAGGCAGGGCUCCUCCUGAAAGCGAGCACAGCCCCAGCGCUUUUCGACGACUGCGUGCCACGUUUCCCCGCUGAAGCUCAUUCAUUUGACGCGGAUACCCCACCUUUCCCCCCCGCCCCCUCUGCGUAUUCGGCUCUCUCGUCAAAUGACUGGGCGCCGCUCAUGUGGAUGUUGACCUGGUGUUGAGCACAAAGAGCUGAGAGGGGGGUGGGGGAUGGGGACGAUCUCUGGCUCACAAGGGGUGACUUUUUAAAGUCGCCAAUCACACACACACGGUGGAACACGCCCAAGAGAUGUAGAUAGCAAACUGUCCUUGCCCUAGUUAUGGUUCCCCAUGCCUCGGGGGACAAAAAACGUAAAAUUUCCAAUGGACUUUUACUUUGUUCAGGAUAGGACGAUGAUUUUAAUGAGAUACGCGUUGAUGCAAACUUAUAGCCGAAACAAGCACGUGCAUUUAAGUGCACAGUUUGUAAGAACAUUGUAACUUGUUUGUACCUACGUUAGACUUCUUUCGCAUUCCGUACGGAGCCAACUGCAACAUCGUAGGCGCAAGGGAAGGACGACAAACUGGAGAUGCAGUCACUUAGCAAAUUGCAGUGUUGGAAUGCAGUGCUUACAUAAAUGUCAAUCACCUAAUAGCUCGAAUAGUAGUUCACGUGCUUUAGAAAACAUUGCAAAGCGUGCACCCCGGUAGCAAGUCAAACACAGUUUGUCGUGGGGCCUUUUCAAAUUACACACACGUGUCGAGAUUAAAUAGGUUCGACUGCAUGUUGGGAAGACCCAUAAAGUCCACGUAUAAACACAGUGGCCGUCCUCGACGUUGACAAUUAAGGCUGAACGUGCCAGGUGGCAUUAAAGGAACAAAAAAAUCACAAGUUAUCUUGGUUCCAUUCUUCUUAUGGCGAAUUGGUCCACUUUAGCCAUGCUUUUACAGUGUUUCAGCUUAGGGAAGUAGUUGACAUUUAUUAAUGGGCAAUAGUUGAGAGUGUCACUAUACUGUACAGCUUGGCACAAAAGCUUCCGCUGCCUCGGGCAAUCAUUGGCAAUGUACAUACAGUAAUGCGAGGCUAUAAGAUGGUACUAUAAAGUGGGUUGUCCAGUCAGCUCACCUGAUGUAUUCACUGGAGAUGCAGUCGAGUGUUCGUGACCGAAACAAUUAGUGAUGGAUUUGUCCGGUUUAAACGGCCAGUACGUUUGUAGAAUUUUAGCGGAUGUGUGCAAUUUUAGGAAAGCCUCCGCAUUCGGUCAAAGUCACGUGGCUGUCACACGAUUAAUAAACAAUAAGAUGGUUCACGCUUUG